AUGAUCCAUUCGAAGAAGACCGUCGAAGCGUUUUGUGUGGCCGCCUCAGACAUCAUGUCCAAGAAGCCUGCAGCCUGGUGGUUUCGACCGCCAUACGGGCUCAAUGGACUACGCGACAUUGUCUUCCGCAUCGCUGUCCGACUGUUUCUUGAAGACGUGUCGCACGGGGGCGCUAGCCAUCGUAAGGUUUACGAGUUCGAUAACAACCCGUCCACUGUUGUUGAGCUCAUGGACGGUAAAAUCGGCGUUACAAGUGCAGAUAAGAUCAUUGAGGAGAUAGGCGGGUGCGGACGUUUCCAAUGGCGUUUGUCCGCCCUGAUCCAUGCCAUGAAGACCGUCGUAGCGUUCUGUAUGGUUGCCUUAGUCAUCAUGUCCAAGAAGCCUACGGCCUGGUGGUGCCGCACACCAUACGAUGUCAACGCGACGGGUUUAAUCGUUGACGUGACGGCGUCUUGCGCAUCGCGACCAAACGCGACCAACUGUUUCCUAAAGACGUGUCGCCCUGGUAACGCCAGCAGUUGCCAGGCUUACGAGUACGACAACAGCCCGUCCACUCUAGUGACCGAAUUCGACCUACUCUGUGACUGGAGCUGGGUACCCAGCACUAUAAUGUCAAUCCAGCUUGGCGGCGUUCUGCUGGGGAAUUUCUUCGGCGGUCUAUUAGCCGACAUGUUUGGAAGGAAACCCGUGCUGUUCGCGCCAAUGUUCGUUCUGACCAUAUCAAACCUCGUAGGUUUCUUGGCGGGGAGUUGGGUACUGAUGGCGGCCUCUCGGUUGUUCGUUGGUCUUGGCUGCGGUCUCUUCCUGAGUACGCAGUAUUCUUAUCUCUGUGAGUUCACGCUAGCUCAGGACCGCCCUUUGGCCAUUGGGUUUCCGUCUUGGGCCAUCCAACACUGCCUUUUCGCGCUGCUUGCCUGGCUUCUGAAAGACUGGCGUUACAUUCAGCUCAUGGUAUCGCUUGCCUGUCUCAGCGACGUUCCUUGCUUGGUGGUGAGUGAAUUAGCACAUGGUAUCGAAAUUCAAAUGUACGAGUAA
Messenger RNA from Dreissena polymorpha, 1035 nucleotides. Its product is annotated as organic cation transporter-like protein. Lineage: Eukaryota; Metazoa; Mollusca; Bivalvia; Myida; Dreissenidae. The record is from RefSeq and is a predicted model, not a curated record. Gene Ontology annotation, molecular function: transmembrane transporter activity. Gene Ontology annotation, cellular component: membrane. The transcript is spliced from 3 exons. Gene Ontology annotation, biological process: transmembrane transport. Bases 1 to 1035 code for a protein of 344 amino acids.